ACAACUGAUUGCAGGCUUGGAGGCCGGAGCAUGUCUUCGUCUAUUCGCGUUUCAAAAGCUAGGUUGCAAAGUGCUGUUUUGCGCCUCCCCAAAUGGCGGCAAUGGCCUUGCGAUUGAGAUCGAGCUGCAGUAGAACGAUACGAAACCCUAGUUUCGUUCAGUUCUUCUCUUCUUCAUCUCCAGACUCCGAUGACGGAGAUGACAAGAAGGACAUCCAGUCUUCCCCUUCAACUCCUUAUUUCAGUGACAUUAAGGCGAGCCUUAAGCAAGCUUCGCCUCCUCGGAGGUUUCCUCAGUCUCCACCAAAAGAUAUUCCUCCAUUGGCCACUGCCAAACCCUCAAAAAUCGCUUCUCUGGAAGAAAUUCGCAAAAAUCUUUCUGAGUUUCGUCGCAGAUCUUCCCCCCCUCCGCCUGACGAGAAGCCAUCAUCGUCUUCGUCUUCAGAAACUGUUUCGUUUCAAGAACUAUAUAAAAGGAAUGUGGUCGAAAAGAGCGAGGGAGAAAAUGCCGGGGCCAGAAGCGCCAAGGGCGGGAAGCUCUCUUUCGAGGCGAUACGCGAGAGCUUGCGGCAGCUGCGAUCCUCUACUGGGAAUCAGAAUAUGAACGACCGGUACAGAGGACAGGCUGAUAGAGGAAGCAAGGUCUUGGAUCCUAUGUCUCUCGAAGCAUUCAAAAACAGUCUAAAGCUGCAGCCUCAAGAACCUUCUUCGACUCCCUCUGUUUUUGGAGGUUCCGAAACGCUCCCCGUUUCUGUCUUUGGGAAGGAAAUGAGGGAAAAGGACAAGGAACCUCAGGAGAUGAAGACUGAGUUUUUGAAGAUGUAUAGUUAUGGCGAGUUGGGAGAGAAGCUUCGAAUGCUCCGCCCUGCUAACAAUAAGAAGGAUAAGAACUGGUUCUCUCUUAGGGAGCUGAAUGAAAGGCUUAUGAAGCUGAGGGAAUUCGAGGAGAAAGAGGCAGAUUCAAGGAUUGGUGGAGUAUCAUUUAAGGACCUUAGGGACAGCUUAGUGAGGUUGCGGAUGUCGGAUGAUGACAAAGCGAAGAAAUCAUCAAUGCAGAGACUUGAUAUCUUGGGUCAACUAGGAAAGACUCCAAACUUUAUGAUGGCACCUCCAAAGGAACACCUAGUUGAAAAGUAUUUCCACCCAGAUAACAUGUCAUCUGCAGAGAAGAUGAAAUUAGAACUUAAAAGAGUUAGGGAUGAGUUUAAAAUGUCAGAAUCAGAUUGUGGAUCUGCACGUGUUCAAGUGGCACAACUAACAACAAAAAUCAAGCAUCUAGCAUCUGUAUUACGUAAAAAGGACAAGCAUUCUCGAAAGGGUCUUGAAGCAAUGGUGCGGAGGAGGAAAAAGUUGCUCAAGUAUCUCAGAAGAACUGACUGGGAGUCCUACUGUUUAGUUCUCUCUAAGCUUGGACUUAGGGAUAACCCAGACUACAAGAGCUAGAUGCCAGCAUCUCCUUUCUCAUAUCUUCUAUCUAUGUCUUUUAUCUGAAAAGUGGCUAUCUAUUGCUUGCCUUACCGUUGGACCUCACGGAAGUUAUUUAACUCUGGUAUAAGGAGAAGGUGCAAACGAGUGCUCUGACUUUUCUUUAUUUUUAUUUUCUCCAGUGUUCUCAACCCAUCCUCGACCUGGGUCGUUGAAUAGUGACUGGACAGCUGAAAGGGUCCCAACCCACAUGUUUAGAUAAUUAUGAUCAAUUCAACGGGCUAAUCACCUGGUUGAACUGCCUAACCCGCCUCACAGUCCAGCUUUCCGGCUCGACAUCCAGUUAGAUUUUUGUAGAACGCUGGUUUACUUCUUUUCCUUCAUCUUCUUUAUUUAUUUUUAACCGUUUUAUGACACAAAUUUUACUUCUCUUCGCCCUAUCAAACAAGACAUUUGUACGAUUUCUUACGCUUCUGAUUGAAACAGAUAUUUAAUUCCUCCUAUUUUAUUCGGGGUAAUUGAAUAUUUGGUGAGGGAACAAUAAUCAAAAAGAGAUGCACAAUAAUUGAUUGUAAGUAGGAAUC
Messenger RNA from Nelumbo nucifera (sacred lotus), 2008 nucleotides. RefSeq names its product S15/NS1, RNA-binding protein. Lineage: Eukaryota; Viridiplantae; Streptophyta; Magnoliopsida; Proteales; Nelumbonaceae. Gene Ontology annotation, biological process: translation. Gene Ontology annotation, molecular function: structural constituent of ribosome. Gene Ontology annotation, cellular component: ribosome. The record is from RefSeq and is a predicted model, not a curated record.